This is a messenger RNA of Cyanistes caeruleus (blue tit), 1125 nucleotides long. The record is from RefSeq and is a predicted model, not a curated record. Lineage: Eukaryota; Metazoa; Chordata; Aves; Passeriformes; Paridae.
CUUGCCAUCCCUGACACUCCAGCACCAGCAGCCACUGACCUGCCUCAGGCACUGCUGCCACAGCCCCUUGGCCAGCACAGCUCUGCUCCCCAGCUCGCAGCAUGGAAGCUUGUCACUCUCCACAGCAAUCCAAUGUCACUUCAUACGGGGCCACCACUGUGGCCAUCGUCACCCUGGAGGCGUUUGCUGGCAUGUGGAUAAACGCUUUCAUCGUUUGUGUGCUUUGCCUUGCCUGGGUCAAAAAGAAAACCCUGAACUCUAAUGAGAAGAUCUUGCUGCUGCUGGGAUACACAAGGAUUUCCUAUUUAUGCCUCUUAUGGAUAUACCACUUCCUUUUAAUAAUUCAUCCCACUUUCCUUUAUGUUCCCCCCAUAUUUAAAUUAAUUUCAUCUUUUACAACCUUUUUUAACCAUUCCAACUUGUGGGUAUCAGCCUGUCUUUGUGGGUUUUACUGCAUAAAAAUUGCCAAUUUCAGGAACAGGUUCUUCAUCUACCUGAAAGUAAAAAUUGACAGGAUGGUGCCCUGGAUCCUGUUGGGGUCAGGGAUUUUAGCCUUGUCCACCAGCAUCAUUAUGGUGCCCUGGAUCCUGUUGGGGUCAGGGAUUUUAGCCUUGUCCACCAGCAUCAUUAUUUAUGACCUCACUGAAUCUCUGCAAAGUAACAACCUCACUUUCUCCUGUCUCGAUAAUAUUUGGGAAGCAAGUUUCAGAGAGAAUAAACAAUUUUUCCCUUCUUUUUUUCUCACUGGAUUUGGAUAUGCUGCUUCAUUCACGGCAAUCAUCUUCUCUGCUGUUUUCCUUCUCUUUUCUCUCUGGACACACAAACGCAAGAUGCAGAAAAACUCCAUGAAGGACCUCAGCAUGGAUGCCCACAUCAGAGCCAUGAAAUCUAUUCUCUCCUUCUUAGUGAUGUACAGCAUCAACUUUGUAUGUUUGGUCUUGACAAUAAUUUAUGCCAUGAAGAAUGAAAAUAUCAUGAGACUUCUUAUAUCCAUAUAUCUGUGUGCUUUUCCAGGAGUUCAUUCCCUUAUCCUGAUUUUCAGCAAUCCCAAGCUGGAAAAGGCACUGCUAAAGAUUCUCUCCUGGCUGAAGUGUGACUUUUCUAUGAAGUAGGAACUCUGAUAAA